UCGUCUGCCUCUCUCGUCUCAUCAUGGAGUCCUCGGAAUCGAUCGGCCGACUUUUGCUCGUCUCGAUUCUCGUUCUCCGAUACGCAACCAGCAGUAGCGGCGUCGAAAAGUUCUGGCGUCCCGCCGACGCCAAGUCAAAUUGGUCGAAUCCGAUGAAUUGGCUCGAGGGCCGCAGACCCGAGCUGUCCGACACCGCCAGCAAGCUCGUCUUUCCACGGGAGAUGCGUCACGUCGUCGGGAUGCCCCGGAUUAUCGAUCGCCGCCUCGAGUUACGGGGAAUCGAACUCGCCGAUAACGGACAAGUGGCUCUACCCGUGGAUGGUAUCGUUGGCAUCGAAGACGAAGCGACGAAAAACUCGUCGCUCUUAUCGGAGUCGCGUUGGCUACCCGACCGAGCCUAUCUCUGGAUGGACACGGCGAACUGGAACGGAAGCAACGAGGCCGUGCCCCACCUCGAGCGUCUUCCCUGCCAGGCUGACCGAGUCGUUCUGCCCAGUUCCGAGGAGAUCUUCAGCAUCUCGCUGCCGCUGAGUCGCUCGGUGAGCGUCGGCUCGGUGCGUCUGGCCGACCAGAAUCGCAGCCUGCCGGCUUGGCGCUGGCGGGAGAUCGUCCGCGAUGGACCGGAAUUCGACGUCGAUCGACGGAUGAGCCGUCCCGUGGACUACAGCCAACUGGAGAAUUGCGAGCGCUGCCGCUGCCAGGCGGGCGAUCUCGACGAGUACCUGGCCGAGCUGUGCUCCCUUCGCAGGGCCGAAUGCGGCCCGCUUCAGUGCGAGUAUCCGUUGCGAGUGGAGGGCCACUGCUGCCCCUACUGCGGCGCCAGAGCGAGGCUGUCGCGCCGGAGUCUCGGCAGCACGGCGAGGCGGGUCGCGCGGCAGAUUCUCGCGCGGUAUCGUGAUCGGCUCGCGUGGCACCUGAGAUACACGUGGCUGGACGACGACGGCACGAGCGAGAUACUCAUCAGAGAGAAAAAUGCCGCUUACGAGGGCAGCGACAUAGUUAUUGGCCUGGCUGAGCUGGUGGCUGCCUUGAGAGAUGAGGGCGUCGAGGUUCUGUCAGCCGAGUCGUCGGGUGCUCCGCUGUCCGAGCGACUACUGCUGCGAGCUUUGGCGCCGGUCCUCCUCUGGCUGCUGCUCGUCUGCGCGAUCUUCGUCGUCGUCUGCCUGGCUUCCGGCUAUCCGAUUUCCGAGAUCUACUCAACCACUCGAGAGAUCGGAGCGUUGAUUUUCUUAUCGAGCAAGACGAAGGCCGUGGGACGUUCCGUCGCUUUCGCGCGUUUUGAGAACAUCCCCGAGCCCGGAGUCCGACUGGUCGAGGAGGAAAAGCCGAGCAAACCGUAUCUGCAGCCGAAGAAGCGAGCAGCGGCGCGAAGAAACAUAUCCAUGACCGGUGGUGGCGCUGGCUCGUUUUUCCGCAAGAGCCAACUGGACGAGUCGUUGAGUCUGGUGUCGCUGGAAAGCUCCGCAGCGGUCAAAGAUCAAGACGACGACGAGGAGGAAAAUAGAGAGGACUUCGAUAAGGUUCUAGAGCUUUCGUAG
Trichogramma pretiosum is the source of this 1538-nucleotide messenger RNA. RefSeq lists its product as uncharacterized. The coding region runs from base 24 to 1538 and encodes 504 amino acids. The record is from RefSeq and is a predicted model, not a curated record. The transcript is spliced from 5 exons. Gene Ontology annotation, cellular component: apical plasma membrane; endocytic vesicle. Lineage: Eukaryota; Metazoa; Arthropoda; Insecta; Hymenoptera; Trichogrammatidae. Gene Ontology annotation, biological process: intracellular protein localization; receptor-mediated endocytosis.